UGAACCAGAAAGGGGAUCCCUGCAGGGUCAGUUCUUCCCCGAGUCUAACCCACUGACCACGGUGACUGUGGGGGGGCGGGGCGGGAGCGGGGCUCCCAAGAUUCCUGCCCACACGCCUCGGGCCGGAUCCCUAGCUGCACCCUCGACCUCCGGGCUGCUGGGAGCUGUAGUUUCCUGAAUUCGGGGCCCCGAGCCCACGCUCGCUCGGGAUGAGGAGGGAGCCCCGCGCGGACCCCGCCCCUCCUGCCGGCCUUUCUCGGCUCCCCCCCUGCGGACGUGGCGUCGGAAGCCCAAUGAGCGCCGGGCAAGGGCUAGGCCCCGCCCCCGCCCCGAACCUGCGCAUCUUGAUUGGUUGGGGGGCGGAGCCACGGGGGACUCAGGCUGGGGAUGAAGCUAGGGAGCGGGCUGCAGGACUGCCUCUGAGCCUACGCUGAAGAACGGGACGGGACGGGACGGGACGGGACGGGGCGGUGAGGACCGACCGGAGCCCCUGCACCCCACCCCACCCCCGUCCAGUGCUCCUCCAGGCAGCCCCUCUCUGACUGAGCCUUCGGUGCCCUCGGCUCUAGUCCCUUCUGGGCCCCUGCCCAUCCCUCCUCUCUCUGGCCCCAACCCUCCCCCACGGCCUCUCUGUGCCCCCAAUCCAGGGACCAUCCUCUCUCUGGCCCCCAGCCCUUCCCCCAGGCCCCUCUGUGCCCCCAGUCCUCCAUUUUCCAGUCCGCAGCUCUACCCUGUGUCUUGCACCCCCAACCCCAGUCUCUGUGCCCUCAGCCCAUCCUCUUGUUCCUUUCUUCGGAAUGUCCUGCAGCCCCUCUGUCUCUCCUCCGUCAGCACUUCCGGGCCCCUCGCCCCAGCUCCAACAAUGUCUGUGACCCCCCAGCUCAUUCUGCAGCCCCUUUCUGGGUCUCCAUCUUCUCCAUGGCACCCUCUAUUGUCACUGGGCCACCCCUCUUGUCCCUCUCUGUGCCAAGCCCCCAUCCCAUAGCCUCAAACCUCUAGUCCUUUAUGCCACGCUAUUCUCCAUGCCCACAGGCCCAUCCCCUAAGCUUGUGCCUCUGACCUAUCUUCCAGCCCCCCUGGGUGUUCCUGACCUGCUUCCCCACACGGUGCCCCUGAGCUCCGUUCUGAAGCUCCUCUUAGUGCCCCCUCCUCCCUCCUCCAGGCCUCCUCUUGCCAUGGGCCCCCGUACUGGCUCCAAGUCCUAGCUCAGCCCCUCCCUGCCCUCUUUGGUCCACCCCACUGUACCCUAACCUCCUCCAGGUCUCCCAGGGCCCCCCACCCCUGGUGCCCUAUCCCGAUCCUCCUUUCUCUCUGCCCAUCCCAGCCUCAUUCUGGACAACCCUUUCCAAGAGCCCAGCCCAGCCUUCCCUGCUCGCUCUCUUCUGGCUCCCCAGUUGCUGGCUCUUCCUCCAGCUGCCCGUACCCCAUCCUAGUAUUUCCUUCUUGGUGCUUCCACCCCCACCCCCACCCCAGGCCCUUCUCCAUCUCCUUAUCUCUGACCUAAGCCCUGGUCCUUCUCCCGUGGCCACCUUUUCCACCUGUCCCUUCCUCUGUCCUCAUCCCAUCCGCAGCCACUAAGUUACUUCUCCUGCCCUUGCUAGCUUCUCUGCCCUCUCUGUGGCCUUCGAGGCCUCCCCAUCCUCCUCCACCUCCUGUCUGUGGCACUCCCCAUGGCCCGUCUCUGACCCGGUCCCUUCUGCCUAAUUUCUUUCCCCCUUUGGUCCCCGGUUUGUUCCCUUCCUCUUCCCUGCCCCCGCCCCACUCCUUGGCCCCUUCCUCUCUGGACCCCGGUGGUCCACCUCCUCCCUGCCUGGAGCUCUACGCUCAGGCGUUCUUGACCUCUUCCCUCCAGGGAUGACGUGGCUGUGGUCGCUGCUGCUGCUGCUAGGGCUAGGCCCGGGCAAAGGGGCUUGGGGCAAGCCCCCCCCAGACGCUGGGGUCCCCCUCUCCAGCCGGGUACACCAGCAGGCUCCGCUGAGUGAGGCCAAGCAUGACGACGCCCAUGGAGACUUCCAGUUUGACCACGAAGCCUUUCUGGGCAGGGAGGCAGCCCGGGAGUUUGACCAGCUCAGUCCAGAGGAGAGCAAAGCCCGGCUUGGGCGGAUCGUAGACCGAAUGGACCGAGAUGGGGAUGGGGAUGGCUGGGUGUCCCUGGAGGAACUUCGGGCUUGGAUCGCUCACACUCAACAGCGCCAUAUCCGAGACUCGGUCACGAGCGCGUGGGAUACCUACGACACAGACCGCGAUGGCCGUGUGGGCUGGGAGGAGCUGCGCAAUGUCACCUACGGUCACUACCAGCCUGAGGAAUUCUCCGACGUGGAAGAUGCCGAGACCUACAAGAAACUCCUAGCCCGGGAUGAGAGGCGAUUCCGGGCGGCUGACCAAGACAGGGACUUGCACGCCACCAGGGAGGAGUUCACAGCCUUUCUGCACCCAGAGGAGUUUCCCCACAUGCGAGACACUGUUAUUGCCGAGACCAUGGAGGACUUGGACAAGAACGGAGACGGUUACGUGCAAGUGGACGAGUACAUAGCGGACCUGUACUCCCCGGAGCCAGAGGGAGGGGAGGAACCGGCCUGGGUACAGACGGAGCGGCAACAAUUCCGAGACUUCCGGGAUCUGAAUGGGGACGGGCACCUGGAUGGGCGUGAGGUCGGCCACUGGGUGCUGCCCCCAGCCCAGGACCAGCCGCUGGUUGAGGCCAAUCACCUGCUGCAGGAGAGUGACACCGACAAGGAUGGGCGCCUGAGCAAACAGGAGAUCCUGGGAAACUGGAACAUGUUUGUGGGCAGCCAGGCCACCAACUACGGCGAGGACCUGACGCGGCACCACGACGAGCUCUGAGCACUUCCCGCACCACAGUGUGCGUCCGCCGGCCCAUAGCUCAGGGCUCCCCAGCACAUUCUCAAACACGGGGCGGGGGGCAGCUGAGUGGCUCAGGAUUGAGAGCCAGGCCUAGAGACGGGAGGUCCUGGGUUCCAAUCUAGGCUGGGCAAGUCACCGAACCCCCACUGCCUUGGGAUCAAUACUUUGUAUCCUUUCUAAGAUAGAAGGCGAGGGCUAUGAAGCCAGCCAAAGCCCCCAAGCCCCAGACCCAGCAGCACUUAGUAAGUACCUUCUCCCCCUUUUAGGCAGUUUCUUUUCAGUUCCACUCUCUCCCUCCCCUCCCACAGAGAAGACAAGAAAUAACAUGACACACUCCAUCCAGCAAAAUAUCCUUUAUUAGAAACUCGGCUGUGCCAGGCACCUGGCUGGGACUGAUGGUACGGAGUCCCCCCAAAACUGAAUCCUUCCUCACCCAAAGGGCCUUUCCCUGGGGACUGUCUGUCCCCCCAAUCCUGGGAGCCCCAGGAGCUACCAACCAUAGCUUUCAGGGUAUAGAAGUCUGGGCCCCUCCAAGCCUUUCCCAGGCCUGGCCCUGAGCGUCAGGAGGAGCACUGGGACCCUCAAAGUCACGAGUAUAGGAGAUCUGAACCCCGACAAUUCUCUAUAUGCCUCCCUCGAGGCCUCACGCCCCAUAUUCUGAGCCCGUGGAUGGGCAGGACGGGGGGCUGGAAUAAAAGCUGAGGCCUCAA
Messenger RNA from Gracilinanus agilis (Agile Gracile Mouse Opossum), 3575 nucleotides. It is a transcript of the gene RCN3, whose product is annotated as reticulocalbin 3. Gene Ontology annotation, molecular function: calcium ion binding. The transcript is spliced from 6 exons. NCBI's taxonomy places the organism in Eukaryota, Metazoa, Chordata, Mammalia, Didelphimorphia, Didelphidae. Gene Ontology annotation, cellular component: endoplasmic reticulum. The coding region runs from base 1855 to 2844 and encodes 329 amino acids. The record is from RefSeq and is a predicted model, not a curated record.